Camellia sinensis is the source of this 2207-nucleotide messenger RNA. RefSeq names its product Protein kinase superfamily protein. Gene Ontology annotation, biological process: protein phosphorylation. The record is from RefSeq and is a predicted model, not a curated record. Gene Ontology annotation, molecular function: protein kinase activity; ATP binding. Lineage: Eukaryota; Viridiplantae; Streptophyta; Magnoliopsida; Ericales; Theaceae.
UGCAUCAAAGAACGAUACGAACCUGCUCUGUUUGUUUGUUUUCACGUCGCUUUCUCAUUAUUUAAACAAUUCUUUUCCUACAAUCCAGUUUGUUGAUCCACAUCAACGGUCUUUCUCUCUCUAAAAUCAACCAUUCUCUCUCUCUCUCUAAAGCCCAAAUAUCUAUCUCUCUGGAUUAUCGCCUGCCUCCCAUGUCCAUUUCUAGGGCUUCGAGUCCUUUUCUUCUUCACUGAGUGAUCGAAGAAGAAGAUGAAGUGCUUUCAUUUUACUAAUGGCGAGAGGAGGGAGGAGGACGAGGACGGCGUCGUUUCGAGGACCUCCAAGGUCUCCUGGGCUCGCUCCUUCAGCGUCGCCUCCAGCAGCGUCGAUACCAGGCGCUCCGAGUUCGACUCCGAGUCCAGGGACUUCACUGACUCGCUCGGCUUCUACGAGUUCCUCACUCACCGCCGUGCCAACGAUCUGCGAGUUUUCACGUUCGCCGAGCUCAAAUCGGCUACGAGAGGGUUCAGGAGAGCUCUGAUUAUCGGAGAGGGAGGGUUUGGGUGUGUUUACAGAGGGGUUGUUAGGGUUUCCGAUAAGGAUAAUUGUCCCGAUUCGAAGAUGGAUGUCGCUAUCAAACAGCUCAAUCGUAAUGGUUUCCAGGGGCACAAGGAAUGGAUCAAUGAAGUGAACUUGUUGGGUGUAGUCAAGCACCCAAAUCUUGUCAAGUUAGUGGGAUACUGUGCAGAAGAUGAUGAAAGAGGGAUUCAGCGGCUCUUGGUGUAUGAGCUCAUGCGUAACAAAAGCUUAGAGGACCAUUUGUUGGCUCGGGUAGCAUCUCCUCUGCCAUGGAUGGCAAGAUUAAAAAUUGCUCAAGAUGCAGCUCGUGGUUUGGCUUAUUUGCAUGAAGAAAUGGACUUUCAGUUAAUUUUUCGUGAUUUUAAAACUUCGAACAUUCUUCUGGAUGAGGAAUUCAAUGCAAAGCUCUCAGACUUUGGACUUGCUAGGCAGGGUCCAGCUGCUGGACUAAGUCACAUUUCAACAGCAGUUGUUGGUACAGUAGGUUAUGCAGCCCCUGAAUACGUUCACACUGGCAGGUUGACUGCUAAAAGUGAUGUUUGGAGCUUUGGUGUGGUUCUCUAUGAGCUAAUCACCGGAAGGCGAGCAUUGGAACGAAAUUUGCCUCGGAGUGAGCAGAAGCUCCUGGAAUGGGUGAGGCCUUAUGUGUCAGAUUCGAAGAAAUUCCGCCUUAUAUUAGAUCCCCGACUAGAAGGGCAGUAUUGCAUCAAAUCAGCUCAGAAACUCGCGGCUCUAGCCAACAAGUGCCUCAUGAAACAGCCCAAAUCCCGCCCUAAAAUGAGUGAUGUAGUUGAGAUGCUGGGAAAUAUCAUUAGUAAGACACCAUUACAAGAUGAUGUUUUCCCCCAACCUGCCAAAGAAUCCGAAGAUGGCCAGGAAGAAACUGAAGAGGAAGCUGAACCAUGCAAAGAGGAGAACAAUCCCAGGAAAAGGGUUUUUGACUUAAAAGAAAUGAUCAGCUUGAGGAACAAAUCCAUUGGAAAGUUGGAUUGGAGAAAUUGGACACCUGGGAUAGUAAGAACAUGGUGAAUACACCAUGCAUCCACCCUUUUUCUACCUGGCAUUGGCAGAUAAAUGCAGUUAUUCAGAAGAUUUAUCCAGCGUCAAUUGCCCUGAAGAUUGGAGGCUUAUAUCUUUUGCUCUAUUUUUCUAUCAAUCUUGUAUAUACAGUGUGUUCAGAAAGCGGCAUUAAGCAUGCUUUUCCUUGGAACACAUAUUGGGAUGCAGAUUCUCUGUAUCAGAGGCAGAGAGACUGUAGAGAGGUGAUUUGGGAUUGGGAGACGGUGAGAAAACGGACAGAAUCCUGUGUUAGUUUGCUAGGUUGCCCCCGAGCUGUCGCUAUCUCCCUUCCGUCCCUGUCCCUUCAUUAAGUGGAUUGCAGUUAAUUGGCUCCCUUGUUUUCUGGGCACCAUUAGACAGCAAUUGUCAGCACCAAAAUUGGAAAACAUUUUGUCUACAGAUUUCUCAUACAGUCUACAGCCAACAUCAUUGAGAUGCUUCAAAUUCAAGUUGGAUGUGAACUAAUGUUGAUUUUUCAGUAAUGCUGUUGAAAGAAGGAAUAUUGGGGCUAUUGUAGAAAACAUGUUUACUGUGUAUCUUUUGUUGAAUUAAUGUAAAAAUUAGUAUCUAGGAACACCAGUUAAAAUUGA